AUGGCAGACAAAUCAGCGUUCGUCCCGGUCGAUGCGAUCGGCAAUCACAAGAACACCGACCUCGACGUCGACAUUGACGACGAGCUCUUCGGAAAGAAGGUACCGUCCUUCAGCUAUUCUCGAACUUUUUCGCUCUUUUCAGCCUCCGAAGGCGACGAGCAGCAAGACGAACCAGGCGCCGCCGCCGGCCCCCGCUCCGGUCGCCGUCAAACCGACGUCUCCGGCUCCGAAGCCCGCCGCGCCUGCUCCGGCCGCCGGAAAGUACCAGUACAAGAAGGCGACGAACUAUCAGAAGUCGUACGCCAAGUAG
Molecule: messenger RNA, 310 nt
Organism: Caenorhabditis sp. 36 PRJEB53466
Lineage: Eukaryota; Metazoa; Nematoda; Chromadorea; Rhabditida; Rhabditidae
Source: the annotation of a GenBank genome assembly